AAAGCCGCCAUCUUUGAGCAACUGCAAUAAUAAAUAUUUAUUUUUCAAAAGUUGUAGUAAGGGAAGAAAAUGCACGAACUGUUGUCGAAGGAGUAAGAUAUAUGCUCGUAAAGUUAAGUUAGCAAACGACAUUUCCCCCACUGACUCAGUGAGAUGUCGCUGGUGGAUCUGGGCAAGCGGCUGCUGGAGGCCGCGCGGAAGGGCCAGGAGGACGAGGUCCGGACGCUCAUGGCCAACGGCGCCCCCUUCACCACAGACUGGCUGGGAACGUCGCCCCUGCACCUGGCCGCCCAGCACGGACACUACUCGACCGCCGAGGUGCUCCUCCGGGCCGGGGUCAGCCGGGACGCCCGCACCAAGGUGGACCGGACCCCGCUGCACAUGGCGGCCGCCGAGGGCCACUCCUCCAUCGUGGAGCUGCUCGUCAGGCAGAGCGGCGCUGACAUCAACGCCAAAGACAUGCUGAAGAUGACGGCGCUGCACUGGGCGGCGGAGCACGGGCACCGCACGGCGGCCGAGCUGCUCGUCAAGUACGGCGCCGACGUGCACACGCUCAGCAAGUUCGACAAGACGCCCUACGACAUCGCCGCCGACAACAACAACGGCCAGCUUAUGGCGCUGCUGCAGGAGGGGAUGCAGAACCAGGUGAAUGUGAACGUCGAUCGCAGCACCAGCAACGCCAUCGGCCCUCAGUUCAUCCUGUCCUCCGGGGGCGUGGUCAACCUUGCUGACCUCAUCUCCUCCACCACCAAGAAUUCCUCAGGAGAGAUGGAGGAAGUCAUCGCUGCUGACUCGGUGGACUCGGCAGUUCAGCACCUGGUUGGAGACGGGGGUCAGAGGGUCAUCACCAUAGUGACGGACCAGCAUGGCAACCUGCAGUCCGGAGGCCUGGGGCAGCCCUUCUUUGUGACCAUGCAGCACGGGCAGCAGAUGGUUGCCGUGCCAGCGGGCCAGAUCACAGAGGAGGUGGUGGAGGAGGAGCUCCAGCCCCCGCCAGCCCGUAAGAGGCGAAUGGACACGUCGUCGUCCAAUCACACGGAGCCAAAGGGCAAGGGGGAGAUGGACAGCAGGGAGGUGCUGCAGAAGCAGCUGCAGGAGGCCAACCGCAAGGCGCAGGAGUACCGGCAGCAGCUCCUGCAGAAGGAGCAGGAGGCCGAGGAGUACCGGCUCCGGCUGGAGGCCAUGGCGCACGGCCAGGCCAACGGCACCUCCGCCCCGGGGGAGGAGGAGCAGGAGGAGGUGGAGCAGGAGGAGGUGCAGACGGUGGUGGUGCUGGCACAGGAGGUGGCUGAAGAGGAGGGGGGGGAUGUGGCAGGAGGAGUGAAGGAGGAGGAAGUGGUGUCUGAGAUCGUUCGCUGUUUCGCUCUCCGAGGCCCCCUGCGGUCCCGCACAGCGCUGUAA
Molecule: messenger RNA, 1401 nt
Organism: Anguilla anguilla (European eel)
Lineage: Eukaryota; Metazoa; Chordata; Actinopteri; Anguilliformes; Anguillidae
Gene: gabpb2a
Product: GA binding protein transcription factor subunit beta 2a
Exons: 10
Coding region: 154-1401 (415 amino acids)
Biological process (GO): positive regulation of transcription by RNA polymerase II
Cellular component (GO): nucleus
Molecular function (GO): transcription cis-regulatory region binding; protein binding
Source: RefSeq, a predicted model, not a curated record